This is a messenger RNA of Trichoderma aggressivum f. europaeum, 876 nucleotides long. RefSeq lists its product as uncharacterized. Bases 1 to 876 code for a protein of 291 amino acids. Lineage: Eukaryota; Fungi; Ascomycota; Sordariomycetes; Hypocreales; Hypocreaceae. The transcript has 5 exons. The record is from RefSeq and is a predicted model, not a curated record. Gene Ontology annotation, biological process: catechol-containing compound metabolic process. Gene Ontology annotation, molecular function: catechol 1,2-dioxygenase activity; ferric iron binding.
AUGGGUUCCCAAUCAACUGAUGGCGGCCUUGGCCAAGAGUUCACAAGCCACGUUAUUCAAGCUAUGGGCCCAAACACAACCCCCAGGAUGCGGACUGUGCUGUCUGCUCUCAUCCAACAUGUUCAUGAUUUUGCGCGCGAGGUCAACCUAACGACGGAGGAAUGGUUGGCGGGAGUGGAAAUGAUCAACUGGGCAGGCCAGAUGAGCAACAACAAGCGCAACGAGGGACAGCUGGUGUGCGAUGUCAUUGGCCUGGAAUCGCUGGUUGAUGAUAUCACAUACAGAGAAGCCAGCAAGACAGACAAGCCACCCACAUCGUCUGCCAUUCUCGGACCCUUUUGGCGUGCUGACGCGCCAAUCCGAGAAAACGGCACUACCAUCACAUUCAACACCCCCAAGGAUGGCUUGGUAGCUUACAUGCAUGGCCAAGUGACGGACGCUGAGACGGGCAAACCCCUCCCAAACACUUCAGUGGAUGUUUGGCAGGCUUCAACAAACGGUCUGUAUGAGCAGCAGGAUGACGAUCAGAUUGACUGCAAUCUGCGCGGCAAGUUCAUCACCGAUGCAGAGGGUCGAUAUUCAUUUUACUGUCUCCGUCCGACACCAUAUCCCAUUCCUUUCGAUGGUCCUGCAGGCAAAUUGUUGAAGCUUAUGGAUCGUCACGAGUUCCGACCCGCACACAUCCAUCUCAUUGUUUCGACAGAAGGAUAUAGCCCGUUGACUACUCAAAUAUUUGACAAGGAUUCCAAGUAUCUCGAAGACGACAGCGUAUUCGCGGUAAAGGAUGGGUUGACUGUCGAGUUUAAGCCCCGUGAGGGAGACUCACAAGCGGAAUGGGACCUAGAGUAUAAUGUGAAGCUGGCCAAGAAGAAUUAA